ACAGCGAACACAAUAAUGGCGUCACACGGAGAGGAUAUAGUUGCUCCCAAAUCUGUUCAUUCUGAGGGCCAAGCAGAGAAAAAAGCAGCGAUGGUGUCGUUUGGUUUUACUAAAACUGUUAGCAAAUUUAAGCCUCCUUCUGCUGACACUCCGUACAAGAAAGAGGAGAAAGAUUUCUUGACUGGAAUUGACAGACACGAACUACAGAGUUCAAAACCAUCUGACAAGCCCAAAGAGCUGAUCAUCCCCCUGAUCCAGAAGAACCGCUGGCACAGACCGGAGCAGAGCGCGGCCAGCGAGGACAAGAGCCAGGACAAGAGCCAGGGCAAGGCCAGGGGCAGGGACAACGACUCCGUGGAGUCUCAGGCUGUUAAGGAACUUAUUGAAGAUUCACGGAGGGAGCUGGAGCAGUGGCAGAACGGGUCUCAGUCAGAUGCAAACCUCAACCUCUCCAUCCCCCUGUUGAUGCAAAACAAAGUGCCAGAGGGCUUUGAAGAUGGAGAUCAUAUACAGGUGGACCUGCGGCCUGAGUCUUCAACAGAUGCUGAUUAUGAAAGUGUUCCAGUUGAGGCUUAUGGACUUGCUAUGAUUAAAGGGAUGGGCUGGAAGAAAGGUGAAGGCAUUGGAAAUACCUUUAAACAAGACGUGAAACCAAUCGAACACCAGCUCCGUCCAAAAGGAUUGGGCCUCGGUGCAGAUCGUUCAGCCAUAAAGGAUCUGGAGCCUAGCCGCCACAAACGUCCCCCAAAGCCAGGCGAAGAGCAGAACAAGGAGGAAGAACUGGUGAUGGGUCCAGGGGGGUGUGUGUUGGUGGAAUCAGGAGCGCAUAAAGAGCUAUAUGGCAAGAUAGAAGGUGUUGAUCCAGACAACGCUCGCGUGGUGGUGAAGCUCGCUGUUGGAGGCAAAACCGUGACAGUCAGUCAGUAUGGCGUUAAACUGGUUCCCCGAAAAGAGUACGAGAAAUACGGCAAAGACCUGAGUCGUCUCAGUAAAGCUCACAAAGAAAGGGAAAAGGAGAAAGAGAGGGAAAAGGAGCGAGAGAGAGAGCGACAGAGACGAGACGAGCAAGAGAAGAGUAGCAGCAGUGACAAAGUAAAAAGCAAGACAUCAGAGAGAAAUGGAGGAAAAGAAGAGAGGAAGAGGAAACACAGAGAGUCAAGUCAAGACAGUGAUAAAGCUCACGUGAAAGAAGCAAAACAACCACCGCCCCCCCCUACCUGGCUCCAGCGAGAUCUAAAAGUUCGCUUUAUACACAAAACCUUCAAAGGGGGCAGGUACUACAAUUCAAAGAUGCGAGUGGAGGACGUGCUAACACCGUUUACCUGUGUGUGUCGAACUGAGGAGGGAAGACUGUUGGACGAUGUGAAGCAGGACAUGCUGGAAACCAUUGUCCCUAAGAGUGAAAAUGACUCCAUCAUGGUGGUGCUGGGUGAGCACAGGGGACAGGUGGGCCGUAUUCUUCAGCGGGACAAGAACAAGUGCAGAGCGAUGGUCCAGCUCAACCGACACGAUGAGAAAGUGUUCACACUUGACUACGACUAUAUUUGUCACUAUGUAGGAGCAGUAGAUCACUGAACCGCUGUUACUACUUCAUCCCAUCUCAUUCUAAAAGUUUUUUGUUUUUUUUUGUAAUAUUCAAACGUGGAUUUUUAAAGCAUUGCAUUUUUUAAAUAAAAAUUUGCCAAGUC
Molecule: messenger RNA, 1688 nt
Organism: Cololabis saira (Pacific saury)
Lineage: Eukaryota; Metazoa; Chordata; Actinopteri; Beloniformes; Belonidae
Gene: gpkow
Product: G patch domain and KOW motifs
Exons: 11
Coding region: 16-1575 (519 amino acids)
Biological process (GO): mRNA splicing, via spliceosome; translation
Cellular component (GO): ribosome; spliceosomal complex
Molecular function (GO): nucleic acid binding; structural constituent of ribosome
Source: RefSeq, a predicted model, not a curated record